Messenger RNA from Daucus carota subsp. sativus, 2549 nucleotides. RefSeq lists its product as uncharacterized. The transcript has 10 exons. The coding region runs from base 187 to 642 and encodes 151 amino acids. The record is from RefSeq and is a predicted model, not a curated record. Lineage: Eukaryota; Viridiplantae; Streptophyta; Magnoliopsida; Apiales; Apiaceae.
AUAUAAUUCUUAAAGCAUGAGUCAUUUUUUAAGGCUGCUUUCGUAAUUUCACAUUCAUUUGGAUCAACCCGGUAAGCUCCGGAUCGACCCAGCAGCUUUCUCAUUCAUGUUAACACUAUCAAAGCAUAUUUCGGGUUUUUAUGCGACCCGCCCGAUUUCCACCGGAUAUGCAGAUGUUCCAACCAUAUGAGCGUUGCAUUUAAUGCUGUUCCUUUGAUGAAGGCAUUCAUCACGCGGUUUCAAUCGUACCAAGUGCCACUGAUCAAGACGCUUCCACGAUAUUUGUCUCCGCGGCAUCGUAGGUAUAUUCACCGGAAUUCUUGGAACAGAGUCCUCCUUCUUCGCCUCCAAGAUCAUCAGGAUGUUCGAUCUGUGCACGGGUUUCUGGCCAUACAGUGUUGUUUCAGAUUUCUGCUGGUAUUGCUGAUCGACAUCGGUUCACUGAGUCCAGGUAUGGAUGGAGUAAGUUAUGCACAUAUAAGAUAUACAAGCAUAAUCACUGUUGCAUAUUAUGCAGCCUUCCUAAAAAGAGACUUUGUGGGAAGAAUUGAGCCUACAUUAAAAUUUCUCAGUUCUUCACCUGGACAGAUGAGUAUAUGCAGAGAGAACGAAAAUGUCGUAGGCAGACGGGAAAAAGGUUAAUGGUUGCUUGAUUGAUAUUCUUUCAUGAAGUACUGCUGUUGAUUUGGUCAAGAAACUGAGGGAUGAGUUUCAAAAUUAUGAUAUGGCAAGUGAAGAUCUUUUUGAUGGGGAUGUACCAAGCUCUUUUGGCUUUGGGAGAUCAUAAAUCUGCCAGAAAACUGUUGAGGAAGAUACUGAUAUUUGAUCCGCAUGUCUGCUGUGUCAUUGAUUCAUCACAGAGACAGCCUAUGUACGCAGGGCAACCAACUCUAAGGUGCCUACAGCGAAUACUAAAGCGAAAGAGGAGACUGUGACAAGACGACCAGGAAAAAAUCUAAGAAAAUGAAAAAGAAUAACCCACUACAAUCUUUUGUAGAUCUCGGAAUGAGGCAGCAAGAGACAAUAAAUUAUGACAGUUGCAAUUUCUAUUCUCUUUGCUGAUUUUGAUAAUCUUUAUAGGAUUAAAAUACUUCAAACACAAACAAGACAUGCUGAAACGAAGGUCAGGAAGCUUAUAUAUGUACGGACCGAUGUUACAAGAGCUGGCUAUAAUUGGAGUGAAGCAUUUAAAAGAGAUUACAAAGAUAAGUGAACUUAAGCUGCCUGCAAGAGAGAAAUCCUGGUAUAUUCAGAGCCGUCUGUCCAGAGCCAUCUACAAACUAAGAAGUAGAGCAGGACAAGGGAGCCUCGGUCCUUGACAUAAUGAAAUUUGAGCAUGUUCUACUGGAUAUUGGGCUGCUUGAGAAAUCGGAAAUGUUGAAAGGAUGCAGCUCACCAGAUAUGUUUAUCAGGGCACCAUAACAAUCCAGACACACUUUCAGGAUCACGUGCACAAACGAUCCUCACGGCAGAGUUCCAGAAUAGAGCAGUCAAACUAUCUGGCCUGAAAACAAACACUAGAGUCUAUCCUAAGAACAGAAUAAGGAUCAUCUUCCCACUGAAUAUUCUCUAAUGAUCUCAUUCUAUAAGGGAUCCUCUGGUCAUUGUUCUUGCACCUAUCGGCUGUAUAAUUCCCUUCACAGCCUGUAGGCCAGCUGUCAGGACUAACAUAAUCAAAUCCGGGUACACAUUCACAUUUAGGUUCAUUAUCAGAGAGAGUACGAAAUCUGUUUAGGCUACAUAUGCCUUUAGGAUCACAUCUGUCUGCCAAAGAUUGCCAUACAAUUAAUGAGCCGUUUCCUUUCGUAUCGAAACUCAGUGAAUAUUGGCGAAGGAUACCAUCAGGAUCAAUUUUCAUGAGGUAAGAUUGCCUCUGUUGGGUGAUCAAAACUCUGCCAUAUUAUCUUUUGAUCAGAAUUAUAGAGCACAAAGUUGCCGGUGUCUAGCAUGGAAACAUAAGAAAAAGAUUUAUCAGGUGAAACAUUAUCCGUACUUGAGUCUGGGGAUUGCUGUAGGAGGAUGAGCCUUCCAUUUGCAGUUAAUCGCAAAGUUACAUUAUCAGAGGACAGGAGGAUCAUCUCUGUUGAAGAAUUAAAUCUUUUACAAUUCUCUCUAAUCAGUAUAGUGGCUUGAUGGUCUAUAUAUUAGGUCGCUGACCAAUUCUAUGGCAUGCUGUAUAAGCACUGCAACAAAGUGCUGAUCAAUUUUAUGCAAUAUGCAGGCUGUUGUGAUGAAGCAUUUUUGGAUGUCCCAGAUCCUAAGAUAGAGGAUCAUCAAAGUAUAAAGCAACACUAAUGUGUGAAUAAUGCUUGACUAAUGUGUUAUUGUACUGGAGUUUAUUGUGCAUAGAAUUUGUGCACCUUAGAUCAACCAGAUAAAAAUGAUGGAGUCACUUAUGAACAUUUGUAGUUCACGUGUUUUACUGCUUUUAGCCAAGCCAAGUGCCUGCACCGGCAUGCACUCUUUUUCUGCUGGUUUGUUGAUCAAGAAUUUGUGUGUUUCAUUAAUAUUACUCUUUAUUUAAGGAUAGAUAUUUGGGUCCUGAUCUA